Messenger RNA from Closterium sp. NIES-65, 1311 nucleotides. Lineage: Eukaryota; Viridiplantae; Streptophyta; Zygnematophyceae; Desmidiales; Closteriaceae. The record is from the annotation of a GenBank genome assembly.
AUGAAUGCCCGUGGUUGCUGUGCCAGUGCCCUGUAUACCCAUCUUCACAUUCCUCGGAUUGCUUCCUCGUUUCUCUCUUCCUCAUAUCUCGGAUUUCUCUCUUCCCUGGUCUCAAUCAACCAACCAUCCUCGUACGCCUCUUCUUCCUCUCCCUCUUCUGUAUCCUUCUCUUCCACCUCACCUUCCCCUUCUGCUCCCCUUCUCGUUGACUCCUUAUUCUUCUCCUCCGCCAGCCCGUGUCUAUCCCCUUCUGCUCCCCCAUCCGUAUACCCAUUCUUCUCAACAACCCCUCACAUCUUCGCUCAAGACCUCUCUCACAACUACCUCACAAGCCGCGCAGUGAAGCUCCUUGCUGCGCGAACCCUAUAUCUCUCCAGCAACUUCCUCUCGGGCCCUCUGCCCGACGGGGCAUGCCAGCCUCACUCUUUUGAUGCCAACUGCUUCACGUUGCCGCUUGGCUGUGCCUUGGUGCCCCAGCGACAGGAGGCAGCAUGCAAUGCAUUAUGUGGCGUCUCCUCUGCUGCUGGUGCUGCUGCUGCUGCUGCGUGUGGAGGACAUGGGGUGUGCUAUCCAGAGGGGGCUAGCUUGGCACCCACAUGCCAGAACAAAAACUACUCAAGCAGUCAAGCGGUUCUCCCACCAGCAUCUAUACUCACCAGGGGGGGGCAGCGCGAGACGAAGGGGAACUUCACCGCAGAGCCGGUGAAGUUGUUUGUGUACGAGGCAAACCAGGGACUGUCGCGGUGUGGGCUGCAGCUCGCCUUUCACGCCAACUUUACCUUCUCCCUCUUGCCUCGAUCUGGCCACGUGGGCUUCAACGGCUUAGCGUUUGUCAUCUCAGCAACGGACCAGGUGGGGAGUGGCGCUGGGGUGGGGUAUGGUGGAAUGGACACACGGAGCAUGGCGGUGGAGUUUGACACUCUGCAGAACAAGGAGCAUGGCGACAUGAGCAGCCACCAUGUCGGGCUGAACGUUCGAGGCGAAGACAGAUCGCUAGUCGCUGUGAGGUCACCCUUCCGUCUGAGCAACAGGAAGGCGUACACGGCGUGGGUGGACUAUGAGCCAGGAGACCCCGGCACCAUCCAGGUCUUCCUGGCUGACUCGCAGGAGAAGCCGCAGCAAGCGGUGCUGGAGUGGAGGCUGGCGCUGUGUGAGGUGCUGCAGGGUGCAGUUGAUCAGCCCGCCUUCUUCUUUGGCUUCGUAGCGUCCACCACUGUGAAGCCGUUUCAGCGGCACGUCAUUCUUGAAUCGACAGUGGAUACAGGUAAGCAGUGUGUGCUUUCAGGUGGAUGGGCUUGGCAUGGUGGUUAA